CCCCCUUGUGACUUUUAAGGAGAGGAGUGAGGGACACCAUAGCAUUGCUCAUGGGUGUCUCAUGUAGUGCUGGAGUUCAAGUCCAGGGCCUUGGACAAAGCAUGUGCUCUGCUGGAUUUGUCUCCUGGCCCCGUCUUUUUGACUAUAUUUAGCUAAGUGCUUCAUCCUUCAGUUUAACUCUCUCCCAACUGAGUUAUUACGGCACCAAAGUUCCUUAUUCUUGAAUAUUGCUAUAGCACAGAAUAGGAGGAGCCCUCCCUGUCCCCCCCCCCAUACACACCUGCCCUUGACUAUGACCCUCUUAAGGAAUCGACUGAACCUCUUGACACCAGUGCUACACUGAAUUCCAACCCCAUUUCCCUUGUUUGAGGACCCCAGCUGUUGUACUUGGCUGCUCUUUUUUAAUGUGGUGGCAAGAUGCGAUGCCACUGUUCCUAGGUCAAUCUCUUUACUCCCGUUAUAUCAGAGAAGACAUCAUAGUACUGCUUCAUUGUCCAUGGAGGUUCCCCUGUGUAUCCAGACUUGUUAUGGAAGCCAUCUUCAACAAGAGCACUGGGAAGGUCAUUUUGAAGACUUCCAGCCUGUACCGGAAGCUGCUGACCCUCUCCAGAGCAGGCCAUGAACAAGUGGUGGUGAUGCUGAACGACAUCCGAGACGUGAAUGUGGAAGAGGAGAAGGUCCGGUACUUUGGGAAGGGCUACGUGGUGGUGCUACGGUUUGCAACGGGCUUCUCCCACCCCCUCACCCAGAGUGCUGUCAUGGGCCACCGCAGUGACGUGGAAGCCAUCGCUAAACUCAUCAUCAGCUUCCUGGAGCUGCACCGGCUAGAGAGUCCCCUGGAGCUGUCUCAGAGCAGUGACAGUGGGGCUGAGGGUCCUGACAGCCAGAGCUGACGCCACAGCUGCAGUCCUAAUGGGCCUCAGCAGGCCUGACAGGUACUGUCACUUUGUUCUCUGCACCUGCUGGAUCCCUGGGCAGCCCCAGGACGGGACCCUGCGCCUUGCUUCUGCCCCUGAGCUAAACCCACUGGACCCACCUGCAGUCUCCAAGGCAUUGAGGGAGGACAAGGCAGUGGAUGUGCCUCCUGGAGCCAAGCGGGGCAUAUGGUGAUGGCUGGACAGACCUGCCUUCAGUGUGGGUGGGGGUUGGGGGGCUCAAGCUACUAAAUGGGGCUAUUGGGGUGCAUCUGAGCAUUGAGUAGGUGGAGGUGCUUAUCAGCUUUGGCUGCACCUGUUAGGAAGGAGGCAAUGCUAGACACAGACACUGCCACACUAUCCCCAGGAGUCUUGUCACUUUCCCUGGCUGGAUGUCCUCAGUGGGCAGAUGUGAAGUGACUGUGCUGCAGCUGCCUCAAGCCCCCUUCCCCCUUGCUGAUGGCCUGUCUGGGACCCAACAGUGGUGCUACAGGGCCUCAUGGGGUCAGUGUUCCACUCCACCCUCCACCCAGACAAAGGACACUUGACAACAGCAGGGUCUCUGUUGCAGUGUUUACAAACCAGGACCUCUCCCUCGGAAGUCAGACUUCCCUGACCUGAGAAGACCUGGCACUGGGUCCAUUGUGCUUGGCAGGGGGUCCUCACCACCCCUUUGAGGGGCUAGGGCCGCUCUUCCUCUAGAAGCAGAGUGCCUCCAAGGUAUACUUCAGACUGCCUCCACAGGGGACUUCUGGUCCCUGGUGGCCCCAGAAGGCUGCACCUGAGAAAGCCAGCUGGAACUGGGGAGGCUGAUGUGCCUGCCCUUGGCAGGUCAGGAUGCAGGGUGAGGAGGGGAAGUUGAGGGCAGGGUCAGAACUAAGAGAAACGAGUAGUUCCCUUUUCUAUAGAAUGGCUGACUAUCUACUCUUAGUUUGUGACACGCUUGUUAAAAAAAUGUCAGCAUUAGGUUUUUAAUGGUUAGAUCAGAAGGUUUUUUUUUUCUUUAUACUAAAAUAAAGGCAAAUGCUGCAAUUGGUCUCUGUUGUGUUUACCAAGGGUUGUAAGACUCUCUGAAGUGAGGGAGGGGGAGUCUUCUGGGCUGCCUCUAUGCCAGAGCCCCUCAACUGAGCCCUUGCUUGGGCUAGUGGGCACUUAUGGUAGAAUUUUCUGUUAGGAGUCCCAGCUCCUGUUUUCUUUCUCUUUUUUUAUUUGCACAGAU
Molecule: messenger RNA, 2133 nt
Organism: Erinaceus europaeus (western European hedgehog)
Lineage: Eukaryota; Metazoa; Chordata; Mammalia; Eulipotyphla; Erinaceidae
Product: cytochrome b-245 chaperone 1
Exons: 4
Coding region: 405-893 (162 amino acids)
Source: RefSeq, a predicted model, not a curated record